Molecule: messenger RNA, 474 nt
Organism: Cantharellus anzutake
Lineage: Eukaryota; Fungi; Basidiomycota; Agaricomycetes; Cantharellales; Hydnaceae
Exons: 2
Coding region: 122-373 (83 amino acids)
Source: RefSeq, a predicted model, not a curated record
UGUUUUCAUUUUUCGGUGCAUUGAAUCGGGAAUUUAUGCGUCCUUAUUGUAGUUAUAUCAGAAAUGAUGUAACACGUGGGUAGCAAAGAUCCCGUCUCUCACUUCUUCGACCAAACGUUCGAUGGUGCUCGCAAUCUCACCGCUCAAGCCGGGGAUGCGGAUAACGUUCGUUUGGGUUGCAUCGAUUAUUUGGACUCCUUUGAUCCCACAACUUGAUGGGUUAUUUGGAGGGAGGUGUCUCCAUUUUAUCUUAUCACACUUAUCCACCGGUCCUAGUCACUGCGACCGACCGCGGCUUGAUGCUUCGAUUCUUCACAAUCCUUUCGCGGAUGAAGAGAUGUGCCAUUCGUCAUCAAUCGUCAAUGGGAGCUAAUGCUCCCUGGUCAGGGCCGUGGAGUCCAAAAGGAAUGCCACCUUCCUUCCCAGAUAUCUUCCGUGAUUUACACCUAGCUUAGAGACGUGUCAGAUUCAGCG